Hippocampus zosterae (dwarf seahorse) is the source of this 3103-nucleotide messenger RNA. RefSeq names its product transcription factor Sox-10-like. The record is from RefSeq and is a predicted model, not a curated record. Bases 367 to 1863 code for a protein of 498 amino acids. The transcript has 4 exons. Lineage: Eukaryota; Metazoa; Chordata; Actinopteri; Syngnathiformes; Syngnathidae. Gene Ontology annotation, molecular function: DNA-binding transcription factor activity, RNA polymerase II-specific; RNA polymerase II cis-regulatory region sequence-specific DNA binding. Gene Ontology annotation, biological process: neural crest cell migration; negative regulation of transcription by RNA polymerase II; enteric nervous system development. Gene Ontology annotation, cellular component: nucleus.
CGAGUGUGUGUGUUGGAAUGCUGCCUCUCUGGGAAUGUUUUCCACUUUCAAUCCCCCCCACUUUUUUUCUCCCUCUCGCAGUCCUUCUCACAAGGCGCUCUUUAAGCUCCGGUGUCGCCACACAGAGCAGCCAUUCAUCGGCUCCACGUCCAGCCACACGCACUCCCAUGUUGAACCACUGUGCGUCUCUACUGGCGUAGCGGAUUUCGGUGCGUAAAAAAAGGAUCUGGUCACAUUUACGCACCGCUAUGGCUUCGUAUUAGAGGAGUCCACACGAAGUGGCACCAUCGCAAACUCCACAUAUUCUAUUUCAAACUCUUUUAAAUCAAUUUAAAGUUGUUGUUAAACAAACUAAACAGUUUAAAAAUGUCCGGAGAGGAGCACAGCAUGUCCGAAGCGGAGCUGAGCCCCGGAGGUUCGGACGACGCUCACUCGCUCUCCCCGAGCCACGCCGGAGCUCCACCCGGUCACGACUCACCUCUGACCGGACCUCCGCCUCAGUUGACUUCGCUCUGUGUGGCGGACGGCUCCGGGGAUCACAGGUCCACGGUCAAGUCGGAGGAGGACGACGAUCGCUUCCCCAUCGGCAUCCGCGAGGCGGUCAGCCAGGUUCUGGACGGCUACGACUGGACCCUGGUGCCCAUGCCGGUGCGCGUCAACAACGGAAACAAAGCCAAGCCUCACGUCAAGCGGCCCAUGAACGCCUUCAUGGUGUGGGCCCAGGCGGCCAGGAGGAAGCUGGCCGACCAAUACCCCCACCUGCACAACGCGGAGCUCAGCAAGACCCUCGGCAAACUGUGGAGGCUGCUCAACGAGAGCGACAAGAGGCCAUUCAUCGAGGAGGCCGAGAGAUUGAGGAAACAGCACAAGAAGGACUACCCGGAGUACAAGUAUCAGCCCCGGAGACGCAAGAACGGCAAACUGACGCCCGCUAAUGAGUCGGACAGCCCGGGCGAGGGCGAGGCCAGCCACUCCCAGUCUCACUACAAGAGCCUGCAUCUGGAGCACAAUGGGGGUGCGGGGUCACCUUUGGGCGAUCUGCACCACCAUCAUCAUCACCACCACCACCCUGCGAGUCAGGGUCACAGCCCUCCGACACCCCCAACCACCCCGAAAACAGAUCUCCAGUCAGGCAAACUGUCAGACAGCAAGCGCGAAGGGGCAGCCGGAGGGGCUGGAGGAUCAGGGGGGUCCAGGGGACCACUUGGUGUAGGGGGCGAAGGAUCCUCUGCUGGUCCUUCAUCAUCCGGCUCCAAGCCGCACAUCGAUUUUGGCACAAUGGACAUCGGCGAGAUUAGCAACGAGGUGAUGUCCAACAUCGAGCCUUUCGACGUGAACGAGUUUGACCAAUACUUGCCCCCCAACGGGCAUCCCCAAGGCAUCGCCGGAGCCCCCGCUGCGGGGACCUCGGCCUCGUCCUAUGCCUACGCCCUGGCCGCUGCCAGCGGCCACUCGGCCUGGCUCUCCAAGCAGCAGCAGCAGCCUCAGGGCUCCCCUACGUCCUCUGACCACUCCAAGGCCUCGAUCAAAAGUGAGUCUGGGUCUGGGAGCCACUACGCCGAGGCCUCGUCGUCACCCUCUUCAGGCGCGCACGUCACCUACACGCCACUCAGUCUCCCUCACUAUGGCUCUGCUUUUCCUUCGCUGGCCUCCAGAGCUCAGUUUGAAUACGGAGACCACCAGGCCCCUGGGGCGUAUUACACCCACUCCAGUCAAGCCCCCGGGCUGUACUCAGCCUUCUCGUACAUGGGCCCUACACAGAGGCCUCUGUACACCACCAUAGGCGACCCCUCUAGUGUGGCUCCCUCUCACAGCCCCACACACUGGGAGCAGCCUGUUUACACCACACUCACAAGACCCUGAGGACAGAGUCCGGGAUAUAUGGGAAGCGGGCGAGAGCAACCAUGUGCAUGUGUUUGCCAAUGGGAGUUCGCAUGAUGUGCGCGUUUGUUUGUAUGUCUCCGCCAUAUUGAUGUAAUUAGAGGUUUUUACUUUUUUAGCUGAUAAAAUGCAUCCACAGUUGUUCAUUGGGGUUCUGCAGCCAAGCGAAACGAUACAUUUGGAAACAAUGUGUGCCAUCCUGAAUAUAAGUGACGAUGUACAGCAAUUGGAAAGAGGCCAAUGGAGUGUUUUAUAUACACGAAUGAUAACCCUGGAAAGGAUAUUGGACUGACAUCAUCCCAUUUAUUAACCAAACUAAAGGAGACUCUUGUAUUGUUUUUUAAAACCUUUUUUAUAUUGGUAGUGUCAUUGAUGUUGAUGUACUAGAGUACCGGUAACUUUAUUGUGACUGACAUGAUAAUACUGACACAGCGUCACCACUGCUUCUGGAACAUGUUUCGUUCAAACUUUGCCCCCAAUUAAGGCUUAUUUUUGGCAACGGUAACAUUUUUUCUUUGGUGAUAACUCAGUCUGUCUGUGUGUUUCUUUGUCUUCUAUCCUUUACUGCUUAUUUGAUCUGAAGCAUUUAUGGGAAUAAUAGGAAAAAGAGAGGGAAAGAGAGCUUCUAUUUCACAUUUUCGCUCCAUCUUGGACACUUUACCUCAACUCUCAUUGUCAUUUUGUGCCAAUAGCAGAGGACAUUUUCCAUGCCUGCUCAGUAAGAGAAAAUGUUGAACUAUCUCACUUUUCUUUCUUUGUAACAAUUUGCCGAAUCAACUAUGAUCGCUACCGUUUUGGAACAAGUUGUAGUACAAAGUUCGAUCCAGUCUGUUGAGAUGAUUGGCCAGCUUUGGGUCCUGCUUAAGGAUUACUUGGAAUCACAUGUACAAUAGUUCCGCAUUUUUUCUACUUUACCGUUGUUCCUAUAGAGCGGCCCAAAUAGGCUACCGUACUUCCUCUGUGGCGAUGUGAAUAAUAUUCAAUACCAUAUGGGCUUUACUUUACACUAUGUGAUGCUUACUUUCGAAUUUUAUACUGACCCUCUUACCAUGCAGUUUUUUUUCGCUAUAAGUAUGCCACACCUUUUGCUUCCUCCAUAUUUUGUAUAAUUCUGAAUCGUUUUGUAAAGUGUUUGCCAAGUAUUUUGCUUCCUUACAACAAAUAGUGAUGUUGAAAUAUUAUUGUUGUCAUCUAUUAAAUCAAUUUAUUUAUAAAAAAACAA